GUCCUUGAGAUGACCAGUGGCAAAGUGAUUUUCGCGCUCGCCAGGAUCUGGGGGGUACGAGCGUGCCACGGGGAUGUUCCUAACGCCUAUGUGAAGGCGAUGACGGAAGAUGGCAUUGAGAUCGUGCUUGUGAUCCCGAAAGGCAUGGACAUCAGCAAGGAAACGCUCGCCGAACUCGGGGCUAACGACGUGAAAGAGCUGGGACUGCGCCUUGACCGCAGCCUCUACGGACUAAAACAAGCAGGAAGACAGUGGCAU
Molecule: messenger RNA, 258 nt
Organism: Phytophthora sojae
Lineage: Eukaryota; Oomycota; Peronosporomycetes; Peronosporales; Peronosporaceae
Exons: 1
Source: RefSeq, a predicted model, not a curated record